This is a messenger RNA of Nymphaea colorata (pocket water lily), 1542 nucleotides long. Its product is annotated as calcium sensing receptor, chloroplastic. The record is from RefSeq and is a predicted model, not a curated record. Gene Ontology annotation, biological process: de-etiolation; regulation of stomatal closure; cellular response to calcium ion. NCBI's taxonomy places the organism in Eukaryota, Viridiplantae, Streptophyta, Magnoliopsida, Nymphaeales, Nymphaeaceae. The transcript has 6 exons. The coding region runs from base 111 to 1337 and encodes 408 amino acids.
AUCGUUCCUUCAACCAUUCGAGCGAGGGAGAGAGUGACUGAGUUGAUUUGCAGGAGAGGGAAGGUUGGCGAGUCAUUGCGUGGUGGGCUUCUUCUUAGACAGUGGUUGCCAUGGCCUUCCGCGCAGUAACCGCAGCAGCAGUACCUCCAACUAUAGCUUCUUUCCAGCCAUCCAAGCCCUCCUCCACUCCCUCCAUCCACCCCAGCAUCAACACUGCUACUCCCAUUCUCCACCGGUCCAACAAAUUCUCGAAGUUAGCUGCCAUCUCUGCAUCAUCUCACGCUCUUCUUGCCGCUGUUUCUGUACCCAAUGCUAUUGCACUCACGAAGGACGACAUUGUAACUUCCCUCACCAAGGUGGAGAAUGCAGUGGAGCAAGCGCAGGAGACUGCUUCGACGGCAAUUACGGUGUCGAAGGAUCUUGUCGAUGGUUUCCUAAAGAUUGUUAAGCCAGGGGUUGAUGUAGCCCUUCCUUUGAUUCAGAAGGCCAGUGAUGAGGCAAUCCGAAUAGCUUCACCUGCCAUUUCUGAAGCCGCAAAGCAGGCUGGCUCCGCUUUGCAGGAUGCUGGUUUUGAUCCAGAGCCAGUUCUCAGUGCGGCCAAGACCAUGGCUGAAACUGCUGGCGAUGCAGCAGAACAAACAGGCCAAGUUCUUGAGCAGGUAAAACCCAUUGCUUCCACAACGGUGGAGACACUGUCUUCAUCUGAUCCAACAACAAUCGUAGCAGCGGCUGGAGCUGUCCUUCUCACAUCCUUCAUUCUUCCUCCAAUUGGGUCUGCAAUUUCAUACAGUCUUCGUGGUUAUAAAGGUGACCUCAGUCCUGCUCAAGCACUUGAUCUCGUCUGCUCACAAGAUCAUCUUCUGAUAGACAUACGCUCAGAGAAGGACAAAAACAAAGCUGGAAUUCCUCGCUUACCAUCUAGUGCUAAGAACAAACUCAUCUCUGUACCUUUGGAAGAACUUCCAAGUAAUAUUCGAAACAUUGUGAGAAAUUCAAAGAAGGUGGAAGCUGAAAUAGCUGCUCUAAAGAUCUCAUAUCUCAAACGAGUUAACAAAGGAUCAAACAUUGUGAUCAUGGACUCGUAUUCUGACAAUUCGAAAGCCGUGGCAAAAUUGUUAACUGGGCUCGGUUUCAAGAACUGUUGGGUCCUGGCUGAUGGAUUCUCUGGUAGUAGAGGAUGGCUGCAAAGCCGCCUUGGAACAGACUCAUACAACCUCUCUUUUGCUGAAGUCUUGUCUCCAUCAAGGGUGAUUCCUGCUGCAGUCAGAAAUUUUGGUACCGUGAGCUUGAGAUCCCAAACAGCUGGAAAGCUUCUCCCUGGUGGUGUGGAAGAUUGAGAAGUUCUUAUAUGAAGAAUCUAUUGCAGAACAAUCUGUAUUCAUUGUGAGUGAAAAUAAUUUCAAGGUUUUUGAGUCGCAUCUCUUCGAGAGUACUCUUUCAAAUCCCUAGAGGCAAUGCACACAUGGAAACAAUGUUUAACAUUGGCUCUGAAGAUUGUUUCAGCAAUAUCUGUUAUACGAACUUACUUUCCUUUGAAAUUCA